GCUUUUUCAGCAUUAGAGUCAGAGAGAGAGAGAGACAAGACCUAAUCUGAGAACAAGACUGAGAAAAGGAGGCAUUCAAAUAUAAAAGUUGCCUCACUUUUAUUCUGGAUGGUAAGGGAAACGUGAGGAGUGACUCUACAAGCCUUGCAUAGAAACCAAAGAUAGUUGGAGAGGAGCCUGAAGAAAGACAACUUUUAAAGAGCAUCAAAAACUUUGCUUAGGAUCAAAACAUAACCGUUUUCAUUAUUGGUUUUUCAUUUUGCAAGUCUCUUUCAUUCUUUGACCAUGAGGCGCAUGUAUCUGCUGAGUCUGGGUCUUCUAGCAUUGACAGAGACCAUCCUGAUGCUAACAACCUGUGAACAUGGAUAUAAGUUUAAAAAAAGAAAGUGUGUAGAUGAAAAUGAGUGUGAGCUAGAACCACCCAUUUGUGGAAAAAAUUCUGAUUGUUUCAACACUAAUGGAAGCUACGUCUGUCAGUGUCAUGAAGGAUUUACUGCAACUCCAACUGCGAUUGAAUGCGAAGACAUCAACGAAUGUGUGGUCGGCAGCGCUGAUUGUGGUCCUAAUGCAAAAUGUAUCAAUUCUGAAGGAGGUUAUAAUUGCACGUGUCAAAUUGGCUACAUUUCCAGCAAUGGAAAAGAGAUAUUCAAGUCAGGACAAGGAGUUCAUUGUAUUGACAGAGAUGAAUGCGACGACUCUAGUUUUUGUGGAAAACAUGCAACAUGUCAUAACACUCCUGGCAAUUUCUACUGUAUCUGCGAUGCAGGAUUCAGACUGAAGUCAGGAGAAACUAACUUCACUGAUAUAUAUGAAUCCUGCGAGAGUGUAUGUGAGAUUGAUAAAUUUAUAUGUGGAGGAGGAGAAUGCAAAAACAACAAAGAUGGCCAUGAAUGUGUGUGCAGCUCAGGAUUCACUAACUAUGGUCACAAGCAAAUGAAGUGCACAGAAAUUAAUUGCGACAGAUUAUUAAGUGAGAGCAAAGCAUCCCAGGCAUUGCCAGAGCUCAUAAAACUGGUCUCUUUGAUGAACAACAGCUGUCUGGUACUGAGUCAGAGUGAGUUUACACGAGUGGAUGGUGAAAAACUUUUGGAGGCAUUUCUGAGAGCUCUAGAUGAACUGCUUCAUGCUGGCUUACAUGGUGAUAAUGCUAAAGUCUCAGCAUUGUUUAGUAUUGUGGAAAUCAUGCUAAAACUGAUCGGACCUCUGCUGUCAAAAAGUGUGACCAGGAGAUUAAGCAAUCAAACUGAAGUGGUGAUGUUGCUAAAAAGGGACAGUUUUCCAUCUGAUUUGAUAAUGUCCACCAGUGACACACAAUUUACCUCUCCCUGGGACACAGCAACAGGAAAUAAUCACCUUGGCUUUACUACUGCAGCUUUCCUCAGCUACAAAAAUCUGGAGAAAUCCCUCAACAGCUAUUUUAACCAUUUAGAGACGUGGGAAAACCAAACUUUCAAGAUCAAUUCAAAAGUUGUAACUGCCACUGUUAGUAACAAUGAGACAGCCAAUCUAAAGAAACCUGUAAAUCUCACCUUUUCUCACUUGGAGAAAAAGGAUGAGAAGCAUAUCUGUGUGUUUUGGGAUCAUAAACUGGAAGGGGGCGCGUGGUCAACACAGGGCUGCACUACAGUGAGCUCCAGCGCCACUCGCACCGUCUGCUCCUGCUCUCACCUCAGCAGUUUUGCAGUGCUGAUGGCUCUCUAUGACAUUGGGGAUGUAUACGAGCUGCGUCUGCUCACAUUGGUGGGACUGCCACUGUCUCUGGUCUGCCUCCUCAUCUGCAUCGUCACGUUUUACUUAGUGCGAUCCAUCCAGAGCACACGCAACACCAUCCACCUCCACCUCUGCAUCAGCCUCUUCAUCGCCUACUUUGUGUUCCUCGUGGGCAUCACCCGCACAGAGAAUAAGGUGGGCUGUGCAGUCGUUGCAGGCAUUCUGCACUACUUCUUCCUGGCUUCCUUCUGCUGGAUGUGUCUGGAAGGAGUGCAGCUCUUCCGCAUGGUGGUGCUGGUCUUCAACACAACGCUGAGACCCAUCUACAUGUUUGCCGCUGGUUAUGGAGUUCCUGCUGUUAUUGUUGCCAUUUCAGCCACAGUGAAUGCAAGCGGAUAUGGUACAGAUAACUACUGUUGGCUCAACAUUAAAGGGGGCUUCAUCUGGAGCUUUUACGGGCCAGUUUGUGUCAUAAUUAUUGUUAAUGUAUUAUUCUUCCUCAUAACAAUAUGGAAGCUGGCGGAAAAAUUUUCCUCCCUAAACCCAGACUUAAACAGUCUACGCAAAAUCAAGGCAUUUAUGGUCACUGCGAUCGCUCAGCUGUGUAUCCUUGGCAUCAUGUGGGUGUUUGGCUGUUUUCAGUUUGAUAAAGGCACUCUGGCAAUGUCCUACAUCUUCACUAUACUGAGCAGCCUGCAGGGGGUGCUGAUGUUCAUCAUGCACUGCUGGCUCUCAAAACAAGUGAGAGAGGAGUAUGCCAAAUUCCUGUCCUGCAUCUGUGCACCACAGAAGAGGAAAUACACAGAGAUGAACUCAAACCAAACAAGCAAAUCGCAGGCCUCCAGGAGCAAUACUCACACCGGUGAAUCACACAUUUAAGAGGCCAUUUCAACAAACUAUUCAAUUUUUCAUCUUUUUGCAAGUUGGAGUGUCACAUUUCUCUGUAUGCUUUCUGUGGAAAUUUUUGUAAAAUGCAUUUGGAGAAUUCUUCUAGGGGAACUUUCCUUUCCCUCAGGAUCAUUUUAUUAAGAAAAUGUUAAAUGCUGUUAAAGAAAUCUUUAUUGUUUAAGGACAUAUUAUAACGUGUCUCUUUGCUUUGUUUGUGUGUGUUUUUGUGUGUGUAUAAAUAUAUAUAUAUAAUUUUUUUAUUUUAUUUUUUUGCUGCAAUUUCUUCUUAAAAUCAAUAUGAUUCAGUUUGAGGUCAGUAAGUUUUAUAUAUAUAUAUAUAUAUAUAUAUAUAUAUAUAUAUAUAUACAAUUAAUCUCGCACACCUGCAGGUAAUAAAUAGGUGCAUAGGAAAACAGACCAAACCAAGUCCAAAAAAAAAAAUAAUUUAAAAAUAAAUCCGCCCACUCACUCUCAAUUCUUGCACAUAUAUCCAAAACUUUAUCAAUAACAUUUCAGUACCAUGACCUUCAUCAGGUAUAGAAAAAAUAUUCAGGCACAACCUCAUUUAAAAUCAACACAUGACCAAUCACUGCAAAAAUACAUCAUAACCAAUCACAAUCAGUGAUGUAGGUUACUGAAGGUUACCUCAAAAAAAAAAAAAAAAUGUAUAAAAAUAGUUGAACAAUAGUUGAAUUUAUAAAAAUUACCCCAUUCAAAAAAUUUAAAUACGCCUACAUUUUAAUACUGUGUUUUUCCAUGGACGUUUAUUUUUAUUUUUAUUUUCUUAUUUUCUUUUUUUUCUUAUAUAUAUAUAUAUAUAUAGUUGUUUAUGAGUCCCUUGUUUUCUCAUGAAUUCAUUGGUUUUCCAGCAUCUUUUGUGUAUUUGAGCCCUUUCCAACAAUAACUGUAUGAUUUUGGGCAACUGAGGGACUCUAUUACAAAAGGUUCAAAUACUCACUGAUGCUCCAUGAGUAAGAAUAUAACCUUCGGUAACCUACAUCAUUGAUUGUGAUUGAAGUGAUUGGUCAUGUGUUGAUUUUAAAUGAGGUUGUGCCUGAACAUUUGUUCUAGACCUGAUGAAGAUCAUGAGACUGAAACCUUGUUGUUGUAUGUGCAACAUUUUAAUUAACCAAUCAAAAUUGAGGGAUACCUUUUCAGGAAAAAUCUGUUUUAGGCUUACGAUCAGGGUUAGGUGUUCCUACACCCUUGUUUUUAAUCAGUUAUCAUUUCCCUCUGAAUUUAGGAAUAAAUAAUGGGUAGGGUUAGGUUUAGGGCUAGGGAUUGAGUUUAGUCAAUAUUUCUGGCAAGUAAUGUUGAUCCAGGAUUAACAAAAGAUUUUCUAUUAUUUAGUCUUACUUGGCUAAAUAAACAGCGAUCAUAUAUAUAUAUAUUUAUAAUAACAAAUAUUUUUUUUCUAUUUUAAUUUAUUUUAAAAUGAAAUGUAUUCCUGUGAUGGUAAAGAUGAAUUUUCAGCAUCAUUACUCCAGUCUUCAGUGACACAUGAUUCUUCAGAAAUCAUUCUAUUAUUCUGAUUUGCUGCUUAAGAAACAUUUAUUAUCAUUAUCAGUGUUGAAAACAGCUGUGCUGCUUCAUAUUUUUGAUUUCAGGCCUCUUGAUAAACAUAAAUUUCAAAAGAACAGCACUUAUUAAAGAAAAAAAAUUUAUGUUUUUUCACAUUUUUAAUGUAUUUACUGUCAUUUAUGAAAAAUACUGUAUGUGUACUUGCAGAAUAAAAUUAUUAAUUUCUUUAAAAGAAAUGUACUAACCCCAAACUUUACAAUAGUGUAAAAAACAUUCCAAUUAAUGUUUUAUAAUUUUUUUGUUUUGUAAUUGUUUUUAUUUAUGUUUUAUUUAAAAAAAAAAUUAAUGUACAAUUUAUAUUUUUAAAACAAAGAAUAACCAUCCCCAAUGCUCCUGUCAUCAGUGAUCAAGCAGGAAGAAGAUUCAGGUUUUUCCCAUAUAAAAUACUUGAGAAUAUUAUCUUAUUAGUGAAACUAUAAUUGCUCUUGUUUUCCGUAUCAUUAUUCAACACAUUAUUCUGCAUAAACUGGUUCAUGAAUUGUUUUAGUUAUGGUGAAGCUGAGCAUUACAUUUUGCACAUGAAUCGAUAGUAUUCUGCAAUUUUCCUUAUCUGCCUGUCACUAUUUAAUGCUCAUUUUAUUUUUUGAUGUUGCAGGGUUUUUUUAUAUUAAAAUGUUUAUUUGGAUUCUC
Molecule: messenger RNA, 4809 nt
Organism: Carassius gibelio (silver crucian carp)
Lineage: Eukaryota; Metazoa; Chordata; Actinopteri; Cypriniformes; Cyprinidae
Product: adhesion G protein-coupled receptor E1
Exons: 19
Coding region: 286-2589 (767 amino acids)
Biological process (GO): cell surface receptor signaling pathway; adenylate cyclase-activating G protein-coupled receptor signaling pathway
Cellular component (GO): membrane
Molecular function (GO): G protein-coupled receptor activity; calcium ion binding
Source: RefSeq, a predicted model, not a curated record